UAUGUUGGCCAACGUGCUUCGAAAAGUGUAUAUGCGGCAUCAGACCGGAUUGUCAUUCCCUUUCGAGAUCGCCUUGUGUACACAUACGGUAGUCUCCUGAGUGCUUAAUUUUAUUUUCUACUUAUUUUGACUCUUAUCAGUAAAUUUUUACAAAGGCGAAUUUGAGGGCGUAUACAUUAUUCAUUUUUGCACUGUAAAAUCAUAUAAAUUUAGUAAAAAUGAAGUGUCUUCAUCUUAUAUUGUUUGUGAGUUUCUUAUCAGUCUCACUUGGUCACGAAGAAUCUGUUCAUACAAUUCAAUUGACCAGUGAGAAUUUUAGCAAAGAAAUUAAAGAAAGCAACUUUUUUGUGAUGUUCUUUGCCCCAUGGUGUGGACACUGCAAACGUUUGGCACCAACGUGGGAGCAACUGGCUGAGAUGCUUAACACAAAAGAAGGCUCUAGAGUUAAGAUUGGUAAAGUAGAUUGUACUGAGCAGGACAGUGUUUGUUCAGCACAUGAAGUCACCGGAUAUCCUACACUGAAAUUCUUCAAAUUGGGCGAAACAGAGAGUACGAAAUUCCGUGGUACACGAGAUUUGCCCACUCUGACCACAUUUAUUAACGAACAAUUGGGUGAGACUGAUGAGAAAGAAGUUGAAGAUGAGAAGCCUGAGCUUCCUGAGGCCGUUCAAGGUCUGCAAGAGCUCACAGACGAAACCUUCAGUAAAUUCGUGGCAAAUGGAAAGCAUUUUGUCAAAUUCUAUGCUCCUUGGUGUGGACAUUGCCAAAAACUAGCCCCCACGUGGAAUGAUCUCGCCAAGGCACUUGAACACGACAAAUCCGUAUCAAUCUCAAAGCUAGACUGCACUCAGUACCGACCAAUUUGCCAGGACUUUGAAGUUAAGGGUUAUCCUUCACUGCUGUGGAUCGAAGAUGGGAAGAAAGUCGAGAAGUAUUCAGGAGGACGCUCUUUGGAAGAUCUCAAAGCCUAUGUAGACAAGAUGGUUGGAAAGGAGGCUAAGGUAGUGGAAAAGACCCCAGAGGAAACCAAAGAAGAUACCCAAGUUGCCCUUCAACUGACUGCAGAUACUUUUGAUCAUGCCAUUGAGAAAGGAGUUACUUUUGUCAAAUUCUUUGCUCCCUGGUGCGGCCACUGCAAACGCCUGGCUCCAACAUGGGAGGAACUUGCUGUGAAAUUCGUGGGCAAUAGUAAUGUUAAAAUUGCUAAAGUUGACUGCACAGUAGCAGAAAACAAGGAACUCUGCUCUGCUCAGGAAGUGGACGGUUUCCCCACAUUGCAUUUAUACAAAGCAGGUGCCAAAUUGGAGGAAUACAAUGGGUCCCGGACCCUCGAAGCCCUACACCAAUUUGUGGCGAAGCACGAUAAGGGUCACGAUGAAUUGUAAAGUGAAUCUACAACAAAGUAUCAAUUGCUGGUGAUGUUAAAAUACUUAAUAUCGAAACUGGAGGAUUCUCCUUGACUUCCAACAUUAUUCAGCAAUUGUGAAAGUUUCCAAUAAAGAAAAAAAAACCUUUCUAAAGUA
Molecule: messenger RNA, 1523 nt
Organism: Phlebotomus papatasi
Lineage: Eukaryota; Metazoa; Arthropoda; Insecta; Diptera; Psychodidae
Gene: prtp
Product: thioredoxin domain-containing protein 5 homolog
Exons: 4
Coding region: 219-1385 (388 amino acids)
Biological process (GO): protein folding
Cellular component (GO): endoplasmic reticulum
Molecular function (GO): protein disulfide isomerase activity
Source: RefSeq, a predicted model, not a curated record